AUGGUGGAUAAAGACAGGAGGCUUUUCAUUACGAUACUCCAUGAAGGAACCACUUCAUUGUGGAGAAGGCAUCAGCCUUCAAGAAGACAGCAUGAAAUGUUUAAACUUACAAUCCAUCUACUACUGUCUCUCUUACGUCGUUCAUUUACAACAGAACGAGCUCUUUCUCUUUAUUCUUCUAUUUCUUUUCAAAAUUUCUCUUCAAUUCCAAAAAUUCCAUCAUGGCGGAAAAUAUUGACUGUAGCUAAUGACAUAAACACCAAAGCUUUGAGUGACCUUGACAGUUCCUGCUCACACAUACAAUCUAAUCUAUGUUUUGACCCAAGCAGAGAGCACAUCUCGGUCAUUAUAGGCCUUGCACUACAAGCCCAGUUAUUUGAGGGCUAUUCGAGGGACUAUGUGGCCGCUCCGAAGUGA
This is a messenger RNA of Loa loa (African eye worm), 417 nucleotides long. RefSeq lists its product as hypothetical. The record is from RefSeq and is a predicted model, not a curated record. Bases 1 to 417 code for a protein of 138 amino acids. NCBI's taxonomy places the organism in Eukaryota, Metazoa, Nematoda, Chromadorea, Rhabditida, Onchocercidae. The transcript has 2 exons.